Molecule: messenger RNA, 2377 nt
Organism: Betta splendens (Siamese fighting fish)
Lineage: Eukaryota; Metazoa; Chordata; Actinopteri; Anabantiformes; Osphronemidae
Product: early growth response protein 1-A-like
Exons: 2
Coding region: 545-1849 (434 amino acids)
Biological process (GO): regulation of transcription by RNA polymerase II
Molecular function (GO): DNA-binding transcription factor activity, RNA polymerase II-specific; RNA polymerase II cis-regulatory region sequence-specific DNA binding
Source: RefSeq, a predicted model, not a curated record
GCCAUGGCGACUAUCGGAACUUCCCGGUCGCGUUUUCCAGACUGUAGUCCGACCGACAGCCAACACUUGCUGAGCCGGACUGCGGUCUGGACCGGACGGGAACAUACACGCCUCAAAAACCGCGACACAAAGAGGGCAAAGAGCACCGGAGCGCCUGCGUACAGCCCGGUGUGCACGUUCACCGCUCUGACCAAACAUGGCCUUUUUCCGUGCCAUAUUUGGGAAUGUACGUCACACAGGAGUCUUUAUAAAGCCGGGAAACCUCCGCGAAGUGACGUGACAGCCCAAGUUCAAGUUCAGCAUCCACACGUGAAAGCGCCAGAUGUUUACAGCAGCGACAUUUCAUUCAGAAGCAGUUAAACAAUCUUCUCCACCCGGAAAACGGAGCUGUCGACCCUCCAGCUUUGGCUUCCUCCGAGCAUAACAGUGCUCGGCAGCUGCAACCGCCUGGACAGAGCGUUUCUCCGCCUGAUAAAAGAGCGCAAGAUCGGUUCCAGGAGCGUCUGAGUUCCAGAGCCGCCGUCUCUGGCGCGUCCUCCUGCAGAUGGCAGCCACCAAAGCCGAGCUCUUCCUGUCCACGCUGCAGAUCUCAGACCCACUGGCCGGCUUCCCGCCGCCCACCUCCCCGCUGGACGGGCACCCGAAGCUGGAAGAGCUGCAGAUGCUACUGCAGAGCGCGACCGCCGGAGGACCGCUGCUGGCCCCGUCCGCAGCGGAGGCGGCCGCACUGCUGAGCGCGGAGCACGGGGAGUACAGAGAUGUUCUUUUGGAGCUCUCUGACCUGCACAGUCAAGCCUCCCCCACUCCAGGCCUCCCCCCUCUGGCCUACAGUGGCCGCUUUGCCUUCGAACCAUCGGCCCCUGUCUCAGGCAGCUCUGGGCCCAGCAACCUGUGGACGGAGCCCCUCCUCAGUCUAUUCACGGGUUUGGUCAGCAUGUCGGCUCUACCUCCUCCAGCCUGCAGCCUCGCCUCCUCCUCCUCAUCAGGGACAUCUUCAUCACAAGGCUUCGGCUCUGGUGAUGUGGCCUUUUCUUCCACCACGACAUACAGCUCCACCUCCAGCUCAGACCUUCUUCUCCCCCCUGCAGAAUUGCAGAGACAUCCGCAGGCCUGCCAGCCUCCAGGCCCCCCUCCCGCCUACCCCACCUCUAGGCUUGGCCUCCAGCCACCAUCUCUAGUGGUACCCAUGAUCCCAGAAUACCUCUUGCCCCAACAGCAGGACACUGAGCUGGGUCUGAACCAGGACCAGAAGGUCCUAAACCUCCCUCUAACACAGCAGCCCCCUCUCACACCCCUGUCCACCAUCAAGGCCUUCUCCACCUUCCAGUCCCAAAUCACCAAGAGCAGCCGGAGCAAGAAGCCUCUUGCAGGUCCCCAGAGCAGGACGCCGCCACAGGAACGGCCGUACCCCUGCCCCAUCGAAAGCUGCGCCCGCCGGUUCUCCCGUUCUGACGAGCUGACCCGGCACGUGCGCGUGCACACGGGUCAGAAGCCAUUCCAGUGCCGCAUCUGCAUGCGCAGCUUCAGUCGCAGCGACCACCUGACCACACACAUCCGCACACACACUGGGGAGAAGCCGUUCGCCUGCACAGAGUGUGGCCGCAAGUUUGCACGCAGCGAUGAGCGCAAGAGGCACGUGAAGAUCCACCAGAGGCAACGGGACCGCAAGACUGAAAGGAGUCUGUCGGCCUCCACCACCUGCCCCUCCCCCCUGACCGUGCAGCCCGCCUUGCCUUGCUUCACCCCCUCUCCUCCACUGCCACAGGUCUACACCUCGUCCUCCUGCUCUUCUUCGAUGGGGAGUCCACAGUCGGAGGCCAUCUCUCCUCAUAGCUCCAACGUCUGCUGAGAGACAAGGGUGCCACAGGUUUUGUUGUGACUUUUAACCUUAAACUGAAACCUACCAAUUGAAUAAGAAACUUUAUUUCUAGGUUGUCCUGUAGUUACUGUGUCAAAGGUCAACAGUCUCUGUUUGUGCAGCAUCUGAAAAUGUGUGAAGGACUAAGCUGAUGGUUUAUUUGGCGUAUUUUAUUCACAGUAGUCAAAAACAACACGUGGUAGCAGCUAGAGUCAAAACAGCAACAGGCCAGUGAACAGUCCAAAAGCUGGUUUAAAGAACCAUCAGGAACAUACGUCAUAGCAACUAAUGAAACUUCAUUUCUACUGAUUGUAAAGAUUUCUGUGUCUAAAAACAUAAAUAUUUUGUAAGCAGGUACAUUGUGUUUAUAUGGAGUACAAGUGUAGAUACAGUGAUAUUUUACCUACUGAGUAGGUUCCGGGACUUUUGUGUGUUUACAUGCAGCUCAGCAUUUGACUUUUAUACUGAACAUGUCCACCUUUUGAAGCAAAGAGAUACAAAAAUAAAAUGUCAGAAACA